AUGCCUCCUUCCGAACUGAUUUCUGGAGUAAUGACCCAUCCGUUCUAUCACUCAGAGGAAGAGACCAGUUUCGUUCAACAGUCAAAGAUGGAUCCUCUUUCGAUACCACGUUCGACUCGAAACGAUCACCAUCAAGAGACCGUGGAUAGAAGUUCUAGCUGCGUCAGCCCUUCUGCAGAACCCGAAGGCAAGAGUCGCAACCCAGCAAGGCGUCGAGCUCCAGUUGCAUGUGUACGAUGUCGGAAGAGGAAGAUCAAGUGCAGUGGCGACACUGGGGAUGGACAAGGCUGUUCGAACUGUCGAAAUUCAGGAAACACGAACUGUCUGUUCUUGCGGGUCAACUCUCACAAUGCAUGGCCGUAUCCCACGAUGAAUGCUACACAACCUUCAUCUACGAGGCUGGGUAUAUAUCCACCUCAUAUGGCCUCGAAACCAGGAGAUUACUCGGUGAACUCUCCAAACAUGCGUGUUGCUUCAUUCUCACGAUCAUCCGACUAUGACAUGGGGUUGGACUCCCAGCAUGCAUUCAGUCGACAACCGUUUGGAGUCGACCCAAGUCUGAACUACGAAGAAGACCCAUCGACCACUCAUUCAUCGGCCUACAUGGUUCCUACUGGGCAUCAAGGAGCUCUGCCCGAUUACUAUGGGAUAGCCUGGAACACCAAAGGAUGGAGUCCUGGAAUGCCCAUCAACAAGGCCUCAAACGGAGCUCUAUACCAUGACCAAGAUGAAAGCUCCCUGACGCAACCGAACUAUUCCUACAUGUUACCUGGACAAGGGACUCAGGCAACGGAUGCCCCAUCACUUGGUCCUGCUAUGACUCUCGUCUCUGAUGGACAGGGUACUGAUCGGACACUUCCAACCCCUACAAUUCGAAACCAGCUUCAAACCAGUAUUUCCACUCUCCCAACAUCCCCUGAAGCCAUCUCUGGCCUACCUUUCUCACAGGACUUUCGAGUCGGAAAUAUCUGGGCUCCCAAGAGUGCUCCAUCUACCAGCAGCCGUUCCUCGAUGCGAGCAAUGUCAAACGGGGCAUACAGCGCCAGUCUCGUCAGCCGUGAGAAACCCAUCCCAUCUAGUGCACAAGACAUGGUCUUUGGGUUCAUUUCAAUGACUUCGGCCGGCACGCCAUCCCCGCUGAUUCCAUCGAGUGGAGCAUUCACGGGUACUGGUUUGGAUACGGUCGAUUCAGCCGAUGACUUCCGUGCCGCCACGGAUGCUCGCUUAACAAGAUCUUACUCCCGUGACCAUGGCCGCCUGAUGUCUCUUACAGAUUGCAGUCCAGAUGUCUACGGCUACAGCAGCAGCGAGAAGAACAAGAAUCGUUCAGACGACACAGGCUCAGCUGCUACCUUAAUGAAUGGUUUACCAUACACGCCUGUGAGGCAUUCCGACAACCACGGAGCCUUACCCUUCCACCUCCUCCCCACGGAUGCUAUGCCGGACUACCGAACAUCGACAGAAGUUCACCGGACAUCAAUUUCGUCUCAUAGUAAUCCUGGUGGCUUCUAUCACCAGCAGGAACUAUUGAAGCCAACGUAG
Messenger RNA from Aspergillus wentii DTO 134E9, 1542 nucleotides. RefSeq lists its product as uncharacterized. NCBI's taxonomy places the organism in Eukaryota, Fungi, Ascomycota, Eurotiomycetes, Eurotiales, Aspergillaceae. The transcript is spliced from 3 exons. Gene Ontology annotation, molecular function: zinc ion binding; DNA-binding transcription factor activity, RNA polymerase II-specific. The record is from RefSeq and is a predicted model, not a curated record. The coding region runs from base 1 to 1542 and encodes 513 amino acids. Gene Ontology annotation, biological process: regulation of DNA-templated transcription.